AUGCCUAGAAAUUAUGAAGACAAUGAUGAGGACCGACCAGCAGCCACGCAUGUGGUGGCCCACGAGAUCUACAAGGCCAGCCUGCCGAACGACAGCACGGGUUUCAUUGAAGGCACAGACCAUAUCGGGUUCUAUGGCACCGUAGAUGGAGAACAAAGUGUACCCGCUGCUGAACAUGCAGGACUUUUCUGGGCAUUGGCGCUGACGCGAGGCCCGUUAUUGAUCAUCACGGACUGCCAGAUGGUUAUGAAUGGCUGGACCCUCAAGUAUUACGAGCAGCCCCAAGGUGCUCAGCGACCAUGGUGGGAAAGGAUAAAACUUCUGCUCAGCAGGCGGUCUGGCGGUGUGUAUGGAGUACGUGUCCAGAAGUGCUUACCCCACCUCGACGGCGAAUCGGUUAAGCAGGCUGGCCAGGAGUUCCACACCAGCAUGGGCAAUGAGAUGGCGAAUACGUUGGCGCAGCGAGGAGCAGAAGAGGCAAUGGCAGAAAUACGGCAGGAGGUCAAGGUGUUGGUGGAAGUGGAGACUACACUUAUGAGGGCCCAAAGGCGGGCAGCAGCGAUCAUCCACGAGGUGUGCAAGGAUGCGGACCCCACCAAGCUUGAGAGGCCCAAGCAGAUGCCGAAGAAAAUAGCAAAGGAAAGAAGAUAUCAGAUCGAGAAGGAGUCGGGCCACAGAAUGCGAAAGAAGAAAGGGCAAUGGGUAUGCCAAGAGUGCUGGCUAACCCCAGGCAAGUACAGCGUGGUCGACUGGAUGAAGGCUAACGUGUGCAUCGGGAGGCAGUACGAGACACACCGAGCAGAUCAUGGACAUGCAGUCCGUGUUCCCAACAACGAGCUGAUUGAGAUCAAAGACAAAGUGAUCCACGACAGCCACAGCAUUGCAGUGGCCCAUGGGCAGUUCUGGUGCUGGAAUUGUGCUGCGGUGGCUUCGCACAACGACUACGGACACGGCAGAGUGAACCUACUGGCGACGGAGUGCAGGAACAAGAUCACGCAGAGCGGGACUACUGAUUACCACCAAUGGCUGGCCAGAAUUGGCCAGAUGGGACGAUCCCGCCUAACGGCGGGCGGCUACCACGAGUUGCAGCUGGGCGACGACCUCGUGGUUGACCUCAUGGCACGGGGCUACGGCCCCGCAGAGAUACUCUGGCCUGGAGUGCCAGUGGGGUGGACGCCCGCCCUGCUCACGGGGCGGCUCGGGGUCCCCCACGCGGUGAGCGGUGGCCCUGCCGCGUGGGGAGUCUGCGGCGGCCGCAUGGCUCUGGGCUUCGGGUCGCUCUCCGGUGGCAGCGCGGCCCCGCGGCGCGGCCCCGCGGCGCCGCCGCCGCCCGAGCCCGCCUCGGGCAGCCGGGGCCCCGCCGCGCGGCGGCAGCCGCCGCCGCGCGGCGGCGGCGCGCGGGCGGCCCGCGCCGCGGCGGCGCCGCCGCGGCCCGGCAGGGGCCGCCCGCAGCCGCGCGCCGCCGCGGCUGCGCACGCGCAGCCCGGCGGCGGCGGCCCCGCCGCGGGCCCGGGGCGGCGCCGCCGCGCCGCGCCGCCGCCCAGGCCCGCAACGGAGAGCGAGGACGAGGACGAGGACGAGGAGGAGGACGAGGAGGGCGCGCUCGACUCCUCCGACGAGUCCGCCAGCCUCUGCGGCGGGGGCGCCUCCACCGACUCCGACUCGGCCGGGCAGGGCGCGGGCACCGCCGCGGCCGCGGCCUGCGGCGGUGACUCGGAGGCGGACCGGGUGGUCCGGGAGCUGCUGCAGCGCGGCGCCGAGAGCGCCAUCUUGGGGAAGAGGACCCGCGGUGCUGACUCCGCGGACGGGGUGGAGAUGGAGCUCUACACCAGGGCGGCGGCCAAGAAGGCGCGGGUCCUGCAGGAGGAGCCUCCGAGGAGGAGGGCGCGCUCCGCGGGCCCGUCGUUCGGCGGCGGCUUCCCCUUUGGCAGCUUCUUCGGCGGCGGCUUCCCGUUCUGAGCCCCCCCCCAGGGUCGGGCGGCCUCUUAUGGGACCGGGGCUCAGUGCUCACGGGGACGGUCAAGAUUAGUUUUCCCCCUAGUCUCUCCCUCCUGGACGCCGGACAACUGGCCCAUCGCCUGCCCAUCGCCCCGCGCCAGUGCGGACUGCCACCUGCCCCGCCGCCGCCGGAACUCCUGGGCGGCCGGCGGGGCUGCGCAGCGGGGCCCGGGCCGGCCCCGGGGGGUCGGCGUUGACCCCGGUGGCUCGUGCGGCCCAGGCGUGGCGCCCCGGAGGAGACGGGCCGCUCUCGUCGCCUCUCGGCGGCGAGCCCCAGAGGGGGAGGCAGAUGGGGGCUCCGCCUCCUCCUGCUUCGCCUCCUGCUCCCCCACACCCUUCCUCCUCCUCCUC
Prorocentrum cordatum is the source of this 2349-nucleotide messenger RNA. Lineage: Eukaryota; Dinophyceae; Prorocentrales; Prorocentraceae. The record is from the annotation of a GenBank genome assembly.